Messenger RNA from Eruca vesicaria subsp. sativa (arugula), 2568 nucleotides. Lineage: Eukaryota; Viridiplantae; Streptophyta; Magnoliopsida; Brassicales; Brassicaceae. The record is from the annotation of a GenBank genome assembly.
CGCCGGUCGAAACCUCGGUUAUCUGAUCGCCUCCGUCUCUCUACUCCAAAGUUUGCAAAUUGAAAGCCUCUUUUUUUUUUCUUUCUCUUCAUUCGCUUUCUUCUGUGUGUUUCCUAGUUUCUUCUAAUAAAAUCCCAAUUCGGUUCAUCGAUUACAAGCAAACAAACCAAUCGAUUGAUGAUGCUCUCUAGGGCACACUUGUAAUUGACUUUCUUCCUCUUCUUCUCAUGGAAUCUCCUUCCUUCUCUGCGCCUCUCGUUUCGAAUCAGAGAGUCAGGGUAUGCUAGAGAAAGUCUCAGUUGAUUUCACUUUACAACUAACUUGAUUAAACUAGUCAUCAUGGCUCGUAAAGGAAGCCAUCAGAAGAACGGAGUAGAACCAAACCAAACCAAGCAAAAGAAGAAACCUUCUGAUUCUUUACCCACCAAAAAGGGACAAGGGAAAGCUAAUGAAGCCGCCGCCGAGAGUGUCAUGAAACAGAAUCUCCAAGAUGAUAAACACACUACAAGUAGUGAAACUCCAGAGAGAGACAUGGAUUCAUUUGUCAAAGAUAUAGAUCAGCCUGUUGCUUCAGAGACUGGAGAUAAUAACGAACCUGAAGAGACUAGAAACACUCCAUUUGAUCGUGAAUACAUCAACGGUCUUAUGAGAAGCUUGCUGUUUAUUCUGAGAACCAACAGCCCUUCUGAGAAUAUUGGGCUAGCGUAUGAUGCAGUGAUCAGGAAACUGAGGAUACCCGCUGCUACUGUGUCAAGGGAAGUGAGUCAGUGGAUGGAAAGAAACAGGCCUUUGAUUGUUUCUGUCAGAACAAGAGUGUAUAAGGCUCGUGACGUUGUUGCAAAGAAGAUUCGGGUAGUAUGUCCGGUUGUUUUUAAAUGGCUUAUGCACUUUGGCAGUAUAGUUCUUCUUUUGUCUCUGGUUUGGUUGGACUGUGCAAUCCGAGGGUUUGAUUCUUUUAUCAGGAUGGGGACUGCGUCGUUUUUCUCAAUCAUGUGGUGUGGUGUCUUCUCAGCGUUUUGUAUGAUCGGCUUGACCAAAUUUAUACUGAUGUCGGUUGCAACUGUUCUAGUGUCUUUGUUCAUUGGAUUUGUUGUUGGAUCCAUCACCCUUGCUGUUUCUAGUUUGAUUUUCUUGUGGCUCUAUGGUAGCUUUUGGACAACACUGCUGUUCCUCUUCGUCGGAGGUCUGACAUUCAUGAUGAAGCACGAGCGUAUUGCACUGUUUAUCCUCACAGUGUACUCAGUCUAUAGUGCAUUGGGUUAUGUCGGAUGGCUAGGUCUUCUUUUGGCUUUUAAUCUUGCUUUCAUCUCAACCGAUGCUCUUAUAUAUUUCUUCAAGAACAAAAUAAACCAACAGAGCACUGAUGAUGGAUCCACUGAUCCCUUAAAUGGUUCCUCUUUUGAAAACGGCCCUGGCUUUCCUGGAGACCGUGGCUCAGAAGUCCCGUCAACUAGUGGAACAGACUCUGAGUUAACUUCUGAAGGUGAAGUUGCUCGGUUACUGAACUGUGCUGACCACUACUCAGCUUUGGGGGUACCUCGGUAUGGGAACGUUGACAUGGCUUAUAUCAAGCGAGAAUAUAGGAAGAAGGCGAUGCUGGUACAUCCUGAUAAGAAUAUGGGGAAUGAGAAAGCAGCUGAAGCUUUUAAGAAACUUCAGAAUGCCUAUGAGGUGUUGCUUGAUUCUAUAAAACGGAAAUCAUAUGACGAUGAAUUAAAGAAAGAAGAACUACUCAACUACCUUCGAAGGUUUCAGAAUAAUUCUCAAAGGAACCAGGACACUAGAGGACACAGUUUUGGAAGCUCAGAAGGUGAAGGAGAGGAAGCUCUAAGAGAGUGUAGACAAAUAGCGUGUAAAAAAUGUGGCAAUUUCCAUGCCUGGUAUUUAACAAAGAAAUCAAAAUCUACAGCAAGAUGGUGCCAGGAUUGUAAGGAUUUUCAUCAAGCAAAAGAUGGAGAUGGUUGGGUUGAACAGUCUUCACAGCACGUCUUGUUCGGAUUGAUUCAAAAGGUUGAUCUGCCGCGGGCUUACGUUUGUGCAGACAGCAAAGUAUAUGAAGCUUCUGAGUGGUAUAUCUGUCAGGGAAUGAGAUGUCCUGCAAACACACACAAGCCAAGUUUCCAUGUGAACACAAACGUGACAGGUGCAAAACGAGGAACAAGUGGUUCAUCAGGGCAAAGAGGUAACCAGAGAAUGCCAAAUGCAAACAUGGAUGAAACAAUGACAGAGGAAGAGUUCUACGAGUGGUUGCAGAACGCCGCACAAGCUGGUAUGUUUGAUAAUGCCGCCGAGAGCCCUACUUCUGCAACAACUGCUAGUAGCAGUAAGAAGAAGAAAAAGGGAAAGAAGCAAUGGUGAAAAAAGACAGAGCAGUGUUGUUUCAUACUAUUAUAUAAAGAUGGUGAAAAUUUUGUACCCUUUUUUCUUUCGAGAAAUUAAACUUUUACUUCUCAAAACUUUUAAUCCCACACAAGAGAAAAAGCUCUCAACAGAAGCAGAUUUGAUAGUUUCAAGUUUAUUGUCUUUUGCGGCAAAAUUCAGUUCAACAAUCCCAAAUUUAUAUUCCUU